AUGGCUAGUCUCAGCAAAUUAUUGGACUCUUCGACCCGUUUUGACCUCAGCACAUCAGUAUGGAUUAGGAAUGUGACGUUGGAGUCUGGUGUGAGGGGGCUCAGCGGCUUGAUAGUAUGGUUUUGGUCCAGUCGACGCAUCGAUAUCCCCUCCCCAUUCGCUGAAGUAGUAUCCCUGUCUUCCGCCGAGGAUAAGGAGCAGCUAAUGCCAUCAAGCGCGUCAGUCACCACCACAUCACGUCUGACAACGGCGUCACCGACAUCGACUUUGAUUGAAAGGGGGUAUGAGACCACGUUUGACUUUGUCAAGGGCGUGUAUGUGGAUAACGGAGGGAGGCAUAGUCGACGCGUGGUACGAGCCGGAAGUGUUCCGAGAGAUGUGAAAAGGCCCAAGGGCUGGUGGGAGGGCAUUCACUAUCGAUUCGUUAUUACAUACAAGCAUUCACCCGUACAUUCUACCACGGCUCUCGUCCAGACAGGAAUCCGAGAUUCUCACUACACUAUCACAUUCAUAGAUAGCUGUGGAACGCAUACCUAUUAUGGUGCUUACACGCACGGGAGGCUGGAGAAAAGAGCGAGAAUCAUGAAGGACAUCGUGCCCAAGGAUCAUCGAGUCCAUACUCACUGCUUCACCGACACCGCCGCAUCCGGCCGCAGUUUCCUGGAGCGUCCUCUGCUACAGGCCAGGCCCUCUGCUACGCAGCAAACCUCAUCGCUGCCGAACAAUGCCGGCCACCGAUUGCAAGUAGAUCCUGCUGGAGACCAACGCGUCGUCCAUGGUUCCGGCAGACGUGUAUGGCGCGUUAGAGCCCAAACAGUCGGGGCUUCCGUUUUCGCUGGAUGUAGCAAGGGAAGGUGCCAGGACGGUGUAUGGGGUGUAAUAUCGUGGAAAUUCUGUUUCCCUCUCCGCAAGGACUUGUUCACUAGGCCGGUGCAUGAGAUCCCCGCAUUGAAGCGAGAUAGCUACACUUCUCCGCUUCCGGUGCUGUUGUUGUCAGAGCCAGCGGAGUGUUUUCGGAAGAAUACAGCACGGUGCAAGCCGCCGGUCGAUAGGACCGAUCAAGUUAUCAUAUCGAUCGCGACGGACAGACGACGAAAUCCCAUCUCACCCCGCUUAGUGGGGUAA
Desarmillaria tabescens is the source of this 1125-nucleotide messenger RNA. RefSeq lists its product as uncharacterized. The coding region runs from base 1 to 1125 and encodes 374 amino acids. The record is from RefSeq and is a predicted model, not a curated record. The transcript is spliced from 10 exons. Lineage: Eukaryota; Fungi; Basidiomycota; Agaricomycetes; Agaricales; Physalacriaceae.